Trichoderma asperellum CBS 433.97 is the source of this 5808-nucleotide messenger RNA. Lineage: Eukaryota; Fungi; Ascomycota; Sordariomycetes; Hypocreales; Hypocreaceae. The record is from RefSeq and is a predicted model, not a curated record.
AUGCGCGACAUCCGCGCCAAAGCGCUGGAGAAGAUAGCUUCGCUAUCAGCUACCGGACCCGCGACCUCGUUUGAGAAAUCGGAUCUCGAUCGACUAAGCAAAGCGUGUCAUUCUGGAGCGAAACCAGCCGAACAUGCGCAGGCAACCCAUAAUUCGAAGCCAAUCGGCUCCAUUGGGAGAUCGAUUCGCGAAUUCGAAGUCCUCCUCGCUCUGUGCAAGACCGCGCCGAAUAUCCAAUCCAGCCAGAGCGCUCAGAAGCUCUCGUACCGACUGAUUCCUUACAUCCUCGAUAUCCACACGCAAGUUUUCGUUUCUUCGCCCUUCUUUCGAAAGAUCGAGCCGUCGCCGACCGAAUCGCUGGCCUUCCACGUUACGGCCGCGCUGCUGUCGCUUGGCAAUAAUUAUCACGAGCUACACGAGGAGAUUUCCAAUGGAAUCUGGCACUUCACCAACGACUGUAAUAAAGUUACCGAAACUGUCCUUUCGCCACAUGCUGGAGAUGCGGAAAACCCCCAUCUAGACGAUGCAAUUCGUACUGCUACUAUUGCUCUUGCUCUUGUUGGUUUCCUUGAUGCUGUAUCAGCCCAAGUAGACUUCUGGGGAGUAGAUGGCCGGCUGUUUCUUAUACAAAAAAUCCGCCAGCUCCUCUCCGAACCGUUUCUAGUUGCAGUCGAGACGGCAAUCUCGACCAUCCGCAACUCUCUCAGCCAGGACCGAGAGGUUAAGGAGUGGAAGAGGCACCUUCGCCAUUAUGCCGCUUCAGGGCGGCCCCUUGGGGCAAUGCUGCUGCAACGCAGUUUUAUGUGGCUGGUCUUGGCGAGCAGCUCUCUGAUGGUGGCGGACGGGCCACGCCUUCGGACAACUCACAUCUUGGAUAUUCUCAUGUCCAAGGACGCAAGUCUGAACGGUGUAUCAAAUCCAAGCUUAGAGGCUGAUGUUAGCUCCAUUGAGGCAUAUACCAAUCUUGCAGUGGAGCAGAUGCACUACAUUGAAGCUGGUGCUGACUUUGUGCGACUUGGAGCACACUCUCAGCAACAGCUUGCCUAUGCCGUCAAAUCUGCUGCCAUGAUCACAUAUCUGAACUGUUCUCUUCUGAAUGAAGAGAUUGCAGAUGCAGAUGUUCUCACUACGUGGCUUCAAGAGGCAUUGGAAGACCCUCUGCAGAUGACCGAUGAAACGCUGGCGUCUACAGUUCUCCAGUGUCUAGCUCUCAGCUGCCGCAUCGCGCCAUCCUUUUCUUCGACUGUCAGCCGGGUGCUUCCGCGAUUCCUCGUCCAAACCGCACCACAGGGUAACACUGUCGGAGUGGCAUCCAAAAGCUUGGCUUAUGUUCUGAAGCUGCUCUCCAAGGAUGCAGUCAUCAGCACUCUCUACACUUUGGGCAACGUGUUGAGCCCAGGCUCCGACGCGACCAUUACUGGCAUUCAAGCAAAUGGCACCGCUGGUGAGGCAAAUUUGGCCCCUAUAUAUGUUAACAGACAUUCCACAGGAAGUGCCAUUUCUCUUCAAAUGAACGGCGAGGAAGAAACAGCAAUCAUCUACGGAAAUGUUGUUCAGGCGAUAUGCGGCAUUGCAGCGGCAUGUGACGAUGAGAAGAUUACUGCUCUUGCCCAAGCCAUGCUUCUGCAAAAACUUGACAAGGUCAACGUCAGCGUGGAUACUCAGGUCAUAGCUGGCGCAGCUACAUUGGCUCUUAGUGGCGGCCAACUAGAGUUCCGCUCUCUCCUUAAGCUGUACUCGAGGAUAUGCCAUAUCGGCGUUGUGGAGAAAAAAGACUUCCUUUUGGGCUCAGUCAGAAGAGCACGUGCUCACAUCUCUGCUCGCUUGCGUCGCGAUUCUCCCUUAUUCGACAUCUAUUGGGAGCAUCUGCUGGAUAGCAUCAUUGCUCUGGGAGAUGCUCACGCGUCUGGGCAAACCACCAAAGACGCAGACGUACAGCUCGCUGCUCUGGAGAUUGCCGAACUGCUUCACCCUCUCGCCGUGUUCAUGGCUAGCAAUGAUCUUGCCUCAGAGCCACUAGCAAAUGAUGAUUCAUAUGCCCUUCUUAGAGAUGCAUGGUUCAACAUUGUGGUGCAUGGCUUCAUGACAACCACUGAUCGUGGUAAAAAGUAUAUCAAAGAGCUUCGCAUGAUUGCCGUGCACUCGCCCGCUCUUGUGGCCAGCCAGCGUAGUGAGCAAGUCGAGAGUGACAUCGAACUCAAUACUGUUCUAAGACGAGGGCAUAGCAAUGACCGAGAGGCAAUGCAGAAGAAGCUUCUUAGUGAGCUUGUACCAUCAAAGGCAGCUGACAUUAAGGGCCUAAGCUACCGAAAGGUCAUCUUCCUCCAAGCCGCAUACAUGGUUGAGAGUCUUCGUGCCGAUUCUGGUGAUUGUACCAAGGCGUUGACGUACUUCUUGGAACCGGCCAUGCGAAAGGGUGAUGUGAGCAGCACCAUGGAGGGAAUUGCUGCGGCUGUCGUCGAUAAAUACUUGAAGAAGACGCUUGCCGGCAUUGACCCGAGCUUCUCUUCUCAGUAUGCUGCUACCCAGCUUGUUUCUAUCUUCUGCAAUUGCUGUCAUCGCAUCGAACGAGUCCAGCAGGCUGCAUUUGCUUGUGCAGACCGUAUAAUCAAGGAUGUACCUUCGGCAUUAUGUCAUAGAACGUCUCUCUUUGCCCUCUUGGAGCUUCUUUCUCUUUUAUGGACGAGUUGUCUCGAGGCAGAGACUGACAUCUACACCCCGCGAUCAAUAUUCAGUUCCAAACUUGGCAAUGUGACCCUAGAGCUAUCUGACGACUACGACUUCCGGCGGUGGACUCUUGAUAUCCUCAACCGCAAGGCCAAAGCUUGGGUAACCGCAGCUAUCAAUUUGGCACCGUUAGACGUCAAGGGUCUCCUCCAGACAUACCUGUCAGAAUUUGAGGACGAUGGCGCAUACGGUCAUGUUUCACUUGGCCGGUCUUUCGCUUUGGAAGUUGGAUCGAUCGUUCCAUCUACGGAUAAUAGACUGCAAUCUCUUGACCGUGUUGGUGGCACUGCCCUCAAUACGGCGUCUGAUCUCAUCGCCCAGUAUACUACUCGUCAGGAGUACCGCUACGGCGAAAUACUCCCAGAUCGUGGAUCUGAAUUGAUAUCUUUUAUGAAUCUGAACCGCCGGUCGUCGUUUGUGCAGUCUACUGUUAUAGAGAGCGCUAAUGCCGCCACUGCUUUGGCUCACAUCGAGGCUCGAAUUUUGAGCAAGAAGUCCACCUCUUUGAAUGAGGUUCGAGAGAUUCUUAGGCGAGCCGCUGCCCUCUUGUGCCGUGGCGGAAAGGACGAAUCAUCGGUUGCUCGCUACCUUGUGAACAUACCUUUUGCUUUGUUCACAAAACAAUCAAUCAAGCUGGGCGUCUCGCUAUGGCUCGGCGUGAUGAACGAGAAUCCGCGAUUGGAGCCCAAACUGCUGAAUUCUAUUGCUCAGCAGUGGGAGCUGUCCAUUUCUCGCAAAGUUGGCCUGUUCCAUCCCGCUCUAAGCCACCCCGAUCCUUUCUUCCUCAAGGAAGAAUUCGCACCAAGUGAGUUGGAAAUGCUAGCAAAGAGACGGCAGUUAGUGCACGACAUCCUGUCUCCUCAUGCUCGCUUGCUGCAAUUCUUCAGCAGCCACUUCAACGCCACUAGGCUUGGCUGCCCAGACAUCCAGAGGAUUUUUAUUCGCAUGCUUGAUUUGACCCUUGAUGCUGUUAAAGAAUGUACUUCUCAUCCACUGGCAAGAGAACUGCGCUUGCAGAUUGUCCUCUUUGGCCUCCAAGUUCUGCGAUGGAGCACCAUAAUCAGCUCAACCGCCCAGUAUCGCCUCAAGGAGAAGAUUCUAUCAGCAGGUCUCUCUUGGUUUAGGAGCUCGCCAAAGUGGUCGUUUGGUAGCAAUCUUGUACAGCUGAAGACUGAGUUCCGCCUCAUUUCUGAUGUUCUCGCCGCUAUGAAGGCCGUUUCCGUCAUUGGCGCCAAUACAACCGGUAUCAAUUCGCUCCAUUCCAAAGAACAGCUGCUACAGAUACUUUUGGAGAACGAGCAGUCGCGGUUGACAGUUUGGAUCAGCCCGCUCAACCAGCACCAUGCUCAUCUGACGCUUCACCACAACUCGUCCAAGGCCGCGGUAGAGGCUUCCCUGCUACCUCUUGUUCGAACUGCCUGGGGGCAGGAUCCUGCCAUUGCCAUUGAGCUAGCCACGAGAUUCCAUUACCCUCGGCUGAUCCGCGAGAUUAGACUGCUUCUUCUUGCAAUGCCUGAGAGGGCUAUAUCUGAACCUGAGGCUCUUCCCCUCAUUCUUGAUGGACACCUGCCUGACGACGUCAAUUCGCAGCUCAAGUAUCUCCUGUUCUGGGAACCGGUUAAUCCUCUCACAGCAGUGACUUUCUUCCUCCCCGCGUAUAGAGACCACCCCUUCCUUAUCCAAUACGCCAUGCGAGCCCUAGAAAGCCACUCUGUAGACAUUACUUUCUUCUACGUGCCUCAAAUAGUCCAGACUCUACGUUAUGACAAUCUUGGAUACGUGGAACGAUACAUUCUUGAGACCGCGCAGUUCUCUCAGCAUUUUGCUCACCAAAUCAUUUGGAACAUGAAGGCCAAUGCGUACAAAGAUGACGACGCCCAAAUUCCAGAUGCCAUCAAACCUACUCUUGACUCUGUUAUGACCAAGAUGGUUGACAGCUUUGCUGCUGAAGACAGAGAGUUCUAUCAAAGAGAAUUCGCCUUCUUUGACGAAGUCACCAGCAUUUCAGGAAAACUGAAGCCGUUCAUCAAACGGCCCAAGCCGGAGAAGAAGCAGAAGAUUGAAGAAGAGCUUCGAAAGAUUCAAGUUGACGUCGGCGUCUAUCUCCCCAUUGAUUCAGAUGGUAUCGUCAUUGGCAUCGAUCGUAAGUCUGGAAAGCCUCUACAAAGUCACGCAAAGGCCCCGUACAUGGCCACCUUCCGUAUCAAGAAGCACAAGGGCGGGCUCGAGCAAGAAAACCAGCUGCUGGAAGGAACUGGAGGAGAAGAAGGCAAGGAACCUGAAGACAACACCGUCGAGAUUUGGCAAUCCUGUAUCUUCAAGGUCGGAGAUGACUGCAGACAGGAUGUGCUGGCGCUGCAGAUGAUUGCUGCCUUCCGAGGCAUCUUCCACAAUGUCGGUCUCGACGUCUUCGUAUUCCCAUACCACGUCACCGCGACAGCCCCAGGCUGCGGUGUCAUUGAAGUCUUGCCAAACUCAAUCUCCCGAGACAUGCUUGGUCGUGAAGCCGUCAACGGGCUCUACGACUAUUUCGUGUCCAAAUACGGCAACGAAGACUCGCUCCGCUUCCAGCAGGCCCGUAGCAACUUUGUCAAAUCCAUGGCGGCCUACUCCAUCAUCUCCUUCCUGCUCCAAUUCAAAGACCGUCACAACGGCAACAUCAUGAUUGACGACGCCGGCCACAUCCUCCACAUCGACUUUGGCUUCUGCUUCGACAUCGCCCCCGGCGGCAUAAAGUUCGAGCGCGCCCCCUUCAAGCUCACCAGCGAAAUGAUGGCCGUCAUGGGCGGCUCGACCGACCACCAGAGCUUCAAGGCCUUUGAGCAGCUCUGCAUCAAGGCCUUCCUCGCCAGCCGGCAGUACUGCGAGAAGCUCAGCCAGAUUGUCCAGCUCAUGAUGGACAGCGGCCUGCCGUGCUUCAAGCCGGAGAGCGUGCAGAACUUCAGGGACCGCUUCGUCAUGGAGAAGACGGAGCGGGAGGCUGCGGACUUUAUGAGGGACCUUAUCAAGAAGAGCUACUCGAGUUACAGUACUGGUAUUUACGACCAGUUCCAGCUGCUUACCAACGGGAUUCCUUAUUAA